Messenger RNA from Lathyrus sativus (Indian pea), 426 nucleotides. The record is from the annotation of a GenBank genome assembly. Lineage: Eukaryota; Viridiplantae; Streptophyta; Magnoliopsida; Fabales; Fabaceae.
AUGGUUCCAUCGAUUUGUGUCAAUGGUUGUGGUUUCUAUGCUUCUUCAAACAACAACCUCUGUUCAAAGUGUUACAAUGAUUAUCUCAAAGAAAAUAUUGAGAAAUCAAAUGAUCAUGAAAGUUGUGUUAUUGAAUCAACAUUUUCUUCUUCAAUGAACCCUAAUAUUGAUAGUAUUUGUGAGACUGCUAUUUCUCCAUCGAUUUGUGUCAAUGGUUGUGGUUUCUAUGCUUCUUCAAACAACAACCUCUGUUCAAAGUGUUACAAUGAUUAUCUCAAAGAAAAUAUUGAGAAAUCAAAUGAUCAUGAAAGCUGUGUUAUUGAAUCAACAUUUUCUUCUUCAAUAAACCCUAAUAUUGAUAGUAUUUGUGAGACUGCUAUUUCUCUUGCCGACAAUCAAAACAUUCUUGUACAAAUGCCCACGUGA